AUGCGGCGCUCGUGGGCGUCGCGCACCGUUCGAAGGACCGCACGGCUGUCUUCCCUUCACAUCUCCAACUCGGUGAGCGAGGAGAAGGCGAAAUGGGAGCAGAAGCAAAAGGAGGCAGCCGAGAAGGGUUUUGCACGUCGUAACAGCGCCGAUGACAGGGUACUCAUGAGUCAGCUCUUCAAGGCUCCUGAGAGCGUCAGCGGCGGCGUCGCGGUGGCCAACCUCCCGCCAAAGCAGCGCGAGAGGACCGAUUUUGACGCCUACCGGCUCUCAACCACCGACUUCACCUCUCUCGUUACGCCGCACGGAGCGCCGAGCAAAAGUGGGCUCGGCGCUGGUUUUGGUGUCAAAGAAGACAAGCGACUCCGGUUCCUGCGGCCGUGGCAGCCGUACACCGGGUCGGCCUCGAUUGUGCCCAAGUUCGACGAAAACGGCCUGCCCAUUGACGAGGUCCUCACCCCUGAGCAGAGGAUACAAAAGCGAAAGGAGUACAUGAAGAACAUUGAGGGCAUCACCAUGAGCGCCAGGGAGCACUUUUUACUCGUGGACCUUGACUUCCAGAAGGAUGCGAUGCUAUUUGGCGACACGCGCGAGGAGUUUGAGCGCAACGUGACAAAGCUCAAGCAUGUCAUCAUCGCCUAUAACAAGUGGGAGUGGACGGAUAACUUCUACUACUACAUGACGGUGCUGCUGAAGCUGCUCACGGUGUGGGCACUUAUGGAAUCUCUCCAGCAGUUCUACGAGCUACGCCUCUUCGCUUCUCACUACGACGACUUUGUCGAGGCUAUAGAGGCGGACAUAGCCGCGCUGGAGCUAAAGCGAAAGGCGGACUUUAAAGAUGCUGCGGAAGAGCUGCGCCGUCACAAGCCGGAUUUCAAAUCCGUACUGGAGGCCAUUGCGCGUGAGCGUGACAGCCUCGCCGACCUGAAGACACGGGCUGCAGAGGAGGAGCUGCGUGAAAAGGAGGCGAGGACAGAAGAACAGACGAGACCUAGUGGAAGCGGGGUGGGCUAUCUGGUGUGGGAGGCUUUGAGAGUGAACAGGGGCUGCGCACUGACAAAGGUGGAGCCGGUCCCCAUGGUGUCGGCUCUCGACGUCAAGAACCCGAGCGCAUCGCAUCCGAUGGACACGACUUUUGAGGAGCGCCACAACGAGCGGCGGCGCAAGGCCGACGAGGCGCGUGAAAUGCAGCGUCUGGCCGCGCUCACUGGAAACUCUGCUCAAGAUGGCAUCUGGACACAUGUGUGGAAUCGCAUUACCGGGCUUUUUCAUGCCCAGCAGCACCUGCGGCUCGAGGAGGUGGCGCAGUACUCGUACGCGGCAAGUCCCUCCAGUAUCCCUUCCAUCCGUGCGCUGCGCCGCAUUCUGUUGCCACGCUCUGAGGACAUGGUGCAGAUUGUACGGGAAGAGAUGCUGGCCUACAGGCAGGAAAAGGAGCAGCGGUACGCGCACCCGCUGUAG
Leishmania braziliensis MHOM/BR/75/M2904 is the source of this 1461-nucleotide messenger RNA. RefSeq lists its product as hypothetical. Lineage: Eukaryota; Euglenozoa; Kinetoplastea; Trypanosomatida; Trypanosomatidae. The transcript has a single exon. The coding region runs from base 1 to 1461 and encodes 486 amino acids. The record is from RefSeq and is a predicted model, not a curated record.